UGUGGUUCCCAUCAAGUGUCACUCCAACAAGCAACGAUACAUCACACCCGGCAGUGAAAGAGGCAACAAGCAGAAAUUUUUCUGGGGGAGAGGAAUGGUAAUUUUCACUCCGAAUCAGGCAACACCUCUUCUGCUUCAAUGUUCUUCUCCUCCUAUUACCAGGGGAAUGCCGAGGAGAAUGAUGUUGAGGAGUUCAUUUGAUUACUCUGUGUCAAGUGAUAUUCUCAUAAAACAUGUCAUACCUGGGGUUGCUGCUUUUGUAUUCCUCUCUCAAACAAACCAGGUUGUAGCAUCAGAGCUAUCAACUCAAUGCAACUUCUACCAACUAGGAAGUGCUGCAAAUAAUACAUUAACUCUUCCUAUCGACAGGGGAUCUGGGGAAAGAAGUGGGAAUUUAAUGAUGAUGAGAGGUAUGACAGCCAAGGAUUUUGACCCAAUUAGAUAUUCUGGAAGAUGGUUUGAAGUAGCUUCGUUAAAACGUGGGUUUGCUGGACAAGGUCAAGAAGAUUGCCACUGCACCCAGGGUGUAUAUACUGUUGAUAUGGAAACACCUGCUAUCCAAGUUGAUACGUUUUGUGUUCAUGGGGGGCCUGAUGGAUACAUAACUGGUAUAAGGGGAAAGGUUCAAUGCCUUCCAGAGGAAGAUUUGGAGAAGAACGAAACUGACCUUGAAAAGCAAGUGAUGAUUAAAGAGAAGUGUUUCCUUCGUUUCCCUACAAUUCCUUUUAUUCCGAAGGAGCCUUAUGAUGUUAUUGCUACAGAUUAUGACACUUUUGCACUUGUCUCUGGUGCAAAAGACAGAAGUUUUGUUCAGAUAUAUUCCAGGAGACCUAAUCCUGGCCCUGAAUUCAUAGAGAAGUACAAAACUUACUUGGCGAAUUUUGGAUAUGACCCAAGCAAAAUCAAGGACACUCCACAAGACUGUGAAGUAAUGUCAAACAGUCAGCUUGCUGCUAUGAUGUCGAUGUCCGGAAUGCAGCAGGCUCUAACAAACCAAUUUCCUGACUUGGGACUGAAAGCUCCAAUUGAAUUUAAUCCCUUUACAAGUGUAUUCGACACUUUGAAGAAACUUGUUGAGCUUUAUUUCAAGUAGUAAAGCUUGGCUAAUUGCACUAUGCCUUUUAUACAUCAAUUCAAGAAACAUGUAAUAAUAGUUUUAUUCCCCAAAUCUGUAAUCUUUUCAGAAGUUCCCAUGCUUCUGAGGAUAUUCCCUGGAAAGGCAUCGUACCUCAUUUACUGUAGAAUUCACAGGUGCUGAAAUCUGUUUAUAAUAAAUAUAAAGUUUGGCA
Messenger RNA from Carica papaya (papaya), 1289 nucleotides. RefSeq names its product chloroplastic lipocalin (gene CHL). The record is from RefSeq and is a predicted model, not a curated record. Gene Ontology annotation, molecular function: small molecule binding. NCBI's taxonomy places the organism in Eukaryota, Viridiplantae, Streptophyta, Magnoliopsida, Brassicales, Caricaceae.